GCAGGCCUCCCAAUCACGCAAGCAUGGCUCCUUGUUCCAUCAACAUCUCCUCUAUCCACCAUCUCAGGAUCCGAGAAAAGGACAACCUCAGAUUAAGGAAACCUAUCGUGGAGAAAAUGCGCAGAGAUCGUAUCAACAGCUGCAUCGAACAGCUGAAGCUCAUUCUGGAGAAGGAGUUCCAAAAGCAGGACCCCAACACCAAGCUGGAGAAAGCAGAUAUCCUGGAGAUGACAGUGAGCUACCUGAAGCAGCAGCUGCAGCCUGCAGCAGGGCUGUCUCAGAGGGACUACAGUCAGGGCUACUCUCAGUGCUGGAGGGAGUCUCUGCACUUCCUCUCAGUCAGCUCCAAGACAGCAGGCUCCACCGCUGCACCUCUUCAACAGCUCCAGCAGCUGCCCCAGGCCCAGAGAGCCAGCAGCCCACAGCUCCUCUCCACCUCCCCCGUCUCCUCCAGUCUCAAGACCACCACACUCCAAGACACCAAAGGGCCAGUCUGGAGGCCAUGGUAGAAACAUUGUAGACACCUGUCCAAAACCUGAGGGAGCUUGGACUGCCCCUCACUAAGUAGGAAAUAUGUAUUUCCAACCUGCUCAUUUAUGGAUAAUUUCUCUCAUCACAUUGAUGGACAUUGAUUUGAUCAAUGUUGGUAGAAAUGGUAGUCAUGGGUGAAAUGUCUAAAUUGCUUUACUGUGAUUUGGUUGAUCAAUAUUUGCUUUUCAUUUCAUUUACUGUAAGACUUGAACUUUUUAUUGAGUUAUCUUCACUGUGAAAUGUUGAACUAUUGUGAAAUACUUGUUUACUCCAGUGGAGUUUGUUGUUUAAUUUGUAGAUAUAACAGUACUUUAGAACUGUAUUUUCUGCCACAGAUUUUCUGAGAAUAUUUCUCUUUGGUUUUGAAUUAGCCAUGCCAGUUAUUCAAGUUAUGGAUUGAUAUAUCUUUUAUAAAGUGACUUAGAACAGAGGAGUGUGUGUGUGUGUGUGUGUGUGUGGGUGUGGGUGCAUGUGUUUGUGUGAGUGGGUACAUUUACACUGUAAUGCUUCUAUU
This is a messenger RNA of Hypomesus transpacificus, 1045 nucleotides long. RefSeq names its product hairy-related 12 (gene her12). Lineage: Eukaryota; Metazoa; Chordata; Actinopteri; Osmeriformes; Osmeridae. Gene Ontology annotation, cellular component: nucleus. Bases 24 to 509 code for a protein of 161 amino acids. The record is from RefSeq and is a predicted model, not a curated record. Gene Ontology annotation, biological process: regulation of transcription by RNA polymerase II; anterior/posterior pattern specification; regulation of neurogenesis. Gene Ontology annotation, molecular function: protein dimerization activity; DNA-binding transcription factor activity, RNA polymerase II-specific; RNA polymerase II cis-regulatory region sequence-specific DNA binding. The transcript has 2 exons.